AUGCCUCUCUUCAGUCGCGCAAAGAAGCAGCGUGGUGAUUCGGACAAUGGCCAGGACCAGAAUGGACAGCCCAAGAAGGAGAAAGGAGGCUGGAGGAGACCAGCAAAUACUGCGUUCAAACAACAGCGUCUCAAGGCCUGGCAGCCCAUCUUGACGCCAAAAACAGUUCUUCCAACCCUAUUCAUCAUUGGAAUCAUAUUUGCGCCGAUAGGCGGCUUACUGGUGUGGGGCAGCAGUCUUGUGUCGGAAAUGACAUUCGACUAUACCGAUUGCUGGAAUCUAACAUCCGCAACGUCACCCACCAACCUAACUUUCACGAAUAUGCCUUCUUAUUCAUAUAGUCUACGAUCAGCAGAUUCAGAUAAAACAAUCCAACCUCCCACAUACGCUUACUACAAUAACCCCGCAGCACCCGAGGAUCAGAAGCAUUCAUGCUACAUUCAAUUCGACGUCGUAUCUGACCUCGCUGCCCCGGUGUUCCAGUAUUACAAGCUCACUAAUUUCUACCAGAACAACCGUCGAUACGUCCAGAGUUUAGAUACCUCUCAAUUGCAGGGUGACUACGUCGACCCGAGUUCUCUCAGUGGUGGCAAUUGCAAGCCUCUUGCUGUCGAUGCGAACAACAGGGCUUAUUACCCCUGCGGUUUAAUCGCUAACUCUGUUUUCAAUGACACCUUCUCUGGCUUUGCGCCUACAAGUGAUCUGUCGGGCAACUCCAACUAUAAUUUCACCUCAUCUGGCAUCGCCUGGCCCGGCGAGGCUAAGAAAUACAGCGCCACGUCGGGUUACACUAAUAACCUCGAUCAGGUUGUGCCUCCUCCGAACUGGGUGCUACGCUAUCCAAACUACACCGACGCUAGUAUGAUACCAAACCUGCAAGAGGACGAGCACUUCCAGAACUGGAUGCGAACGGCAGGUUUGCCGACAUUUACUAAGCUCUAUGGGCGCAACGAUACUGGCACCCUGCCUGCGGGCGAAUAUCAAGUCCUUGUCUACAUGAGUACGCUCAUUGUCACUGCGACAGCUUCUCCUCUGACUGUUCAGGGCUACAAGGGAACGAAAUCACUUGUCAUUUCUACGGUUUCUUGGAUAGGUGGCAAGAACCCAUUCCUCGGUUGGGCUUAUGUUGCAGCAUCAGGUGUCUUUGUCUUCCUUGCAUUAGCGGGAACUGUCCGACACCUUCUCAAGCCGAGACGUCUGGGGGAUAUGUCAUUGUUGUCUUGGAACCGAUAA
Messenger RNA from Suillus paluster, 1233 nucleotides. Its product is annotated as ligand-effect modulator 3 family. The transcript has 6 exons. NCBI's taxonomy places the organism in Eukaryota, Fungi, Basidiomycota, Agaricomycetes, Boletales, Suillaceae. Gene Ontology annotation, cellular component: endoplasmic reticulum; plasma membrane; Golgi apparatus. The coding region runs from base 1 to 1233 and encodes 410 amino acids. The record is from RefSeq and is a predicted model, not a curated record.